GUACGAGGGGUGCGUUUGAGUACUGCACAGCUAAAUGGCGGAUGAGGACAAGGAACGGUAGCGCGAACAAUAACACCUCACAAACCCAUUAAAGCUCUUGUGAAUCGGCUCACUUUGCAGAUGCAAAAGCCACUUGCAGAGGGUGCAGUCAUUCCUAUGUGGCUAUAAACAUACAUUGAUUCAGUUUAGGCACGAUUGAUCGCGGGUUUGAGCGAGCUCCAGAGGAAGUCAGUCUCUUCAUGGUGGUUGUAAUAUGGGGGAUUCGCUCGGUCUGAUCGGGAAGCGGCUGCUGCUGCUGCUCAAUGAUGGUAGCUCCGCCGCGGCGGCGGCGGCUGGAACGUGUGGUGAGAUGGAUCAGGCGGCCUGGCUCCACGGUACCGUGCGGGCGGUCAGUGUGAUCGGGCUGGCGAGCCCUGGGGUGGAGGUGUUCAUGGAAUUUGAGGAGAGCCCUUGGCGGCAGCGCUCCUGGGUGCAGGUGUAUGGGGAUGAAGUGCGUGCAGUUCUGAUGGAGAGUGCCAUUAUCUGGGCAAACUGCAGCGACCCUUCCCUCUCUGCUGUUGGAGGAGCUGGCGCAACUCAAUGGCCAGCCUUGAUGUUCAAACCACUAGUCGACCGUGUGGGUUUGGGAUCCCUGGUUCCUGUCGAGUUCUUUGGAACUAGAACUUUGGUGUUUCUCACCAAUGAAAAUUCACUGCAGGCUUUUGAGGCUGAGAAAGAUUUAAGACACACUCUACUACAGGAGCAGCCAGCACUACAAGCUGCCAUCAGCAGUUGGCACAGUGACUCUGAGUUGCAGGAGAUCCUGCGGAAAGGAUCGUACACUAUUCAGGGACGGAGAGUGCAAGUGUACCAGCCGGAGUUUGAGGAGCCCUGGGCCCUGGGACUUGUAUCACAGCAUGAUCCUGUUUCACACAUUAUGGAGAUUACCAUGGACCAGGGUGAGGAAACACAGGUGGUCGAUCCUCGUGUCAUUCAUGUAAUGCUUGCUGUGGAACAAUUAGAUGAGAGCAAAGAUCGACGCAGGAAGGAGAUUGAUAGUGGGAAAGGUGAGGGCAGUCGGCGGUGCCGGACAGCAUCCGGAGGAGAUGAAGAUAUUACUCCCAAACGUUUCAAAGGUGCUGGAGAGGGUGCCUCUGACAACCAGAAUGGGAAUGUUUCCAACAAGGAUCCUGAGGCUAUGGUAACAUGCGUAAAGAUGCCAGCAGUAGAAGUAGUGGAGGGAAAGGAUGUAGGGGGUGGAGUAGGUGGGAGGGUGACGAGCACCUGUAGUCCAGUAGCAUUGCCAAGCCAAGACUCCUCUAACAACAGAAAAUCCUCUCAGCAGGACCACUCCCACAUAAGGACUGCAGGUUUUGUCAAGGAGAAUGGCAGUUCUGUCCCAAACCAAGAAAGGAUAGCUUCAAUAUCAGCUGUGCUUCCUGGGUCCACUCCAACACCACCUCCAUUGAAGCCUGCCCCAUCACCCUUUUCUAACACUUUUCCCUCUUUGGGUCAGAUGCCCAGCUUGGUACCAGGGGCCCCUGCCCCCAAAUCAUCCCCCUCACUCCCAGCACUAGAGAGAGAAGAAAGUGUCCUUUCAGAGUAUCCUAAAACAGCUGCCCUGGUGUCUCCAGGUCCUGUGACCAUCUCAUCACCUUCCCAAGACAAUGCUUCAAGUGUGGCUCUUUCUGCUUCUGCAGAUGCAAACCAAAAGUCCAGUAUGUGGGGAUCAACCACAGAGGCAAUCCAGACAUCCAAGACCCCUGCUUUUGCUGCCACAGGAUUUGGUCCCUUUCAACAUAAACAGUCAAGUGAGGGAGUGGUAGGGGCACAGACAAACGGCUCUUCCCAGGAGGACAAGCCUUUUGGCUUUCCCUUUGCAGCUGCAAAAGAACCGCAGAGGCAGGAAUCUGAUCCCUCGCAGAAUCUGUUCUUCCAAUGCAUGUCUCAGAACCAGAGUAUCACUCAAGGCCAAUCAAAGACCUUCACAUCUUUGUCGGAGUGCCUGAACAAGGAGGCACCCAGCCUGUUCAAGCCUUCCGCUCCCUCUGAGGGUUUCAAAAAGUCGGUUGUGGCUUCUGCAUCUGCUGGACUGUUUGGUUCAGCACCUGCUAGUGGCCUGUCACCACUGAAAGAGCAGCCCAAAGUGCCUGAUAUCAAGCCUGCAGGCAAUGGAAUUCUAAAGAACAAGCCUUUUGGAGUGGUUGGGGAGGCACACAGCAAACUCCCAGCCACUUUUCCCACAGCUAUAGUUGGCAGCCAAGUUGCAAAUUCUGCAGAGGUUCUGAAGCCUUCCUUAGGACUAGGAACCAGUGGACCUGGAAGUGGCAGCAGUGGGAUUAGAAAUGUUAACAGCUCUAACCCAGUCAGUGGCUUUGGUUUGCUUAGUGGCAACAAGGUUUCAGAAACUCAUGAAAACCUGUUCCUACAGGCUUCAAAGGAGACAAACCCAUUUCUUGCAUAUGGUAAAGCUGUUUCACACAGUCCUUUUAGUGCAUUAUCAUCUUCCAAGUCAUCCUCUGUUGUACUCCCUGUCCCAUCCACAUCUGCUGUUCCACCUUCGGGCAGCAUUAGUCUACUUUGUAAAGAUCCUCCUGGUAAUGAUGCCAAACCAAAUUUAUUCACCAUGGCAGAACCCCCUAAAGGAAUCUUAACCCCCCAGUUUGCACCUUCCUCUCUUAUGACCACUCCUGCAUUGGUAGCCCUGGAUGGGCAACAAACAUCCAAACCAAACAAAGAGGGUUCAGAUGUUAGCACCAGUGUCAGUGAUGAAGGUCAAGGUGUUGCCACGUCCCUUGACCAGACGUCACAGAACUUUACCCUGGAGGAACGCGGGCAGUCCACCAAACGGGAGUCAGAGUCCAGUAGCAACAGUGACCUGUCUGAUUUGAGUGACAAUGAAGAGAACUCUGGGCAGAGCCAAAAGCCUGGGUUUCAGGCAGCAGCUGAGGAGAAAAAGACACAGCCUGUGGCUAAGAGCCGGCCACGGAGCAAACCCUUUACAGUGGGACAGUCAGUGUUGAAGGAUCAGAGUAAGGUUCGGCGAUUGAAGCAAUCCGGCGAGUCCUUUCUGCAGGAUGGUUCCUGCAUUAAUGUGGCCCCUCACCUCCACAAAUGUCGCGAGUGCCGUCUGGAGUGCUACAGGAAAUCCCGCGAACAGGACUCGGAUGAUGAUGAUCCCAAUGUGGCCUGUCGAUUUUUCCACUUUCGCAGACUGGCUUUUACUAAGAAUGGAGUCCUUCGUGUGGAAGGUUUUCUGAGCCCCCAGCAGAGUGAUAAUAUGGCAAUGGGGCUGUGGCUUCCCACCAUUGCAGCAAAAGAGGGACUUGACUUGGACACGUCUAAAUACAUUUUGGCCAAUGUUGGUGACCAGUUUUGCCAACUGGUCAUGUCAGAGAAAGAGGCCAUGAUGAUGGUAGAGCCCCAUCAGAAAGUGGCAUGGAAACGAGCUGUCAGGGGAGUGAGGGAAAUGUGUGACGUGUGUGAAACGACACUCUUCAACAUCCACUGGGUGUGUCGCAAAUGUGGUUUUGGAGUUUGCCUUGACUGCUACCGGCUACGCAAGAACAGGCCACCUGAAGUAGAUGAUGGCCCUGAAGAAGAGGUGUUCUCAUGGCUGAAAUGUGCUAAAGGCCAGCCACACGAACCACAGAACCUCAUGCCUACUCAGAUUAUACCUGGCACAGCCUUGUAUAGCAUUGGUGACAUGGUCCAUGCAGCCAGAGGAAAAUGGGGGAUCAAAGCUAACUGUCCAUGUACUAGUCGACAUAACAAACCUUUGUUGCGGCCCAGUGCUCCAAAUGGCCUUUCACAGUCGGGUGCAGCUAACAGUACAGGGAAUGGAGCCUCCUCCACUCCAGCCAUAUCCCGUCCAAAUGGCGAAUCUGCAACUGGUGCAGUAGUUAAAACAGAACCUGUCGAAGAGGGGGACAAUACUGACACAACAUCAGGCACUAGUGGAGCAAAUACCAGCACAACUACCCCUGCUGCUGCCCAGACGUCAGGCACAAAGGAUGGCAAAGGCAGUUCCUCAGCCCUUCACUGGCUGGCUGACUUGGCCACGCAAAAGGAGCCCAAAGAAUCUCUGCGAUCCAUGAUGGGUCGUGACUCCCGUCCUCUGUUUGGCCUGGACUCUUUCAGCACCCUCUCCAAACCUUCAGGGUCUAGCCCUAAGCUCUUCAAUAGUCUAUUGCUGGGCUCUGGGCCCUCCCAACCGAAAGCAGAGGGAACUAGCCUCCGAGAUCUGCUUAAUUCUGGCCCUGGCAAGCUUCCGCAAGGUCCCACAGAGGGUGGAGUCCCCUUCCCUUCAGUGUUUUCCACUACUGGGUCAGACAAAAUGAAGGGAGGACUUCCUAACUUCCUGGAUCAUAUCAUUGCAUCAGUGGUGGAGACAAAGAAGGCAGAGGUUCGACGUGCAUCAGGGUCAGCAGAAGGUGGGGAGUCGGGGAGUGUUCCUCGCAGAGAGGGGGUGAUGGGUCUGAGUGUUCUAGACCCCAACACUUCCCACUCCUGGCUGUGUGAUGGGCGCUUACUCUGUCUGCAGGACCCCAGCAACACUAACAACUGGAAAAUUUUCAGAGAGUGCUGGAAACAAGGGCAGCCUGUGCUUGUCUCAGGCAUAGACAGGAAGCUGAAGGGUAACUUAUGGAAGCCUGAGGCCUUCAGUGAGGAGUUUGGAGACCAAGAUGUUGACCUUGUCAACUGUAGGAACUGCGCCAUCAUCUCUGAUGUCAAGGUCCGAGACUUCUGGGAUGGCUUCCAGGUCAUUUCCAAGCGGUUGCAAGGUGGAGACGGCCAGCCUAUGGUACUUAAACUUAAAGAUUGGCCUCCUGGAGAAGAUUUCAGAGAUAUGAUGCCAACUCGGUUUGAUGAUCUCAUGGAUAACCUCCCCCUACCAGAGUACACAAAGAGAGAUGGCCGCCUCAACUUGGCCUCUCGUCUUCCAAACUUCUUUGUUCGCCCAGAUCUUGGUCCUAAAAUGUACAAUGCCUAUGGUCUGAUCUCCACAGAAGACAGGAAGGUUGGCACCACUAACCUUCAUCUGGAUGUAUCUGAUGCAGUUAAUGUCAUGGUGUACGUGGGUAUCCCAGAAGGAGACGGUGACCAGGAAAAUGAAGCAGACCUCGCUGGAUUCAAAGAGGUGAUGCAGACCAUUGAAGAGGGUGAUGUCGAUGAAAUGACCAAGAGAAGAGUCUAUGAGAUAAAGGAGAAACCCGGAGCUCUCUGGCACAUCUACGCAGCCAAAGACGCUGAAAAGAUCCGCGAGCUCCUCCGAAAGGUUGGGGAGGAACAGGGUCAAGAGAACCCACCAGAUCAUGACCCUAUCCAUGAUCAGAGCUGGUACCUGGACCAGACACUGCGUCACAGGCUAUACGAAGAGUAUGGAGUCCAGGGCUGGUCCAUUGUGCAGUUUUUGGGAGAUGCUGUUUUCAUCCCAGCGGGAGCGCCACAUCAGGUGCACAACCUGUACAGUUGUAUCAAGGUUGCAGAGGACUUUGUUUCUCCUGAGCACGUGAAGCACUGUUUUAGACUGACGCAAGAGUUCCGUCACCUUUCGAACACUCACACUAACCACGAGGACAAGCUACAGGUGAAGAACAUCAUCUACCAUGCCGUGAAGGAUGCUGUGGGAACACUAAAAGCCCAUGAAUCUACUAAGCUAGGACGUUCUUAGUUGUUUCCAGUCAAGCCUGAAUAUGGUUGGGAAAUCACAGUCAGAUUAGUUCUUGGGUAGAGUGUGAUAGGUUUGGAUAAGGCCAGUCUGCUUGCAAAACAAGCUGUUUAUAAUGGAAUGUCUCAGAGUUCUGGUAGGAUGAAGAUUCUGCUUCAUCAGUGUUACAGAACCAUUUUGUUUGUUUUCCAAUCUUUUUCUCUGUAUUUAAAAGUCUGUACUUUCUCGGCAUUCAAAGUUUGGUGGACAAUUCCAAGAGCUGAUAUAAGCUGACAUGCAUCUUUUAAAAGGCCUUCAAGAAGGUUCCUAUAAGACUUCUGUGAAACUGUGAGCACUGGGUUUCUUUCUUAGUGAACAUUCUUUUUGGGCUCUUCAGUGAAGGAGAGCUUUUAUUUGUGAAGGGGGUAAACAGAAAUAAAAUUGAUUAAAAGAUUCCCAUCACUUUUUCCUGAAGAGGUGGUUAAGAGCAUGGAAGGGAACUAGACCAAAGUUUUGUAUUUUUAGCUCACAUUCUUUCUUUUUUUAUUUUUUAGAUGAGAACAUUGUUCUUGUUUGCUUUUUUUUGUUUUUUGUAAUACGUCAUUAGAUGUUAUUUCACUGACAGCAAGCGUUAGUCUGGCUUUGAGGAAUGGUCAUUCAAGAAUCAACUAUUCCAGUUCUGCAGAACUACUGGUCAUUAAUAUGUACCAAUAUAUAUAUUGAUAUUAGCAGUGUGUAUUACUUUUUGUUUUCCAAAAUAAAAGUGUUUAAAAAAAAAAAAAAAAAAAAAAAAAAAAAAAGGUUUGGCCCUGUUAUUUGGAAAUGACAAUGAAUAUGAAUUUCUUAGCUAUUUAUUUGUUUAAUGCUUACUAUUUUAUUUGAUAAGACAUUUUGUGGUUCAUGGAUGACACUGCAAUAAACUAAAGCUUUUGAAAUAUU
Myxocyprinus asiaticus (Chinese sucker) is the source of this 6568-nucleotide messenger RNA. It is a transcript of the gene kdm3b, whose product is annotated as lysine (K)-specific demethylase 3B. The transcript has 25 exons. Gene Ontology annotation, cellular component: histone deacetylase complex; chromatin. Gene Ontology annotation, molecular function: histone H3K9 demethylase activity; chromatin DNA binding; transcription coregulator activity. Lineage: Eukaryota; Metazoa; Chordata; Actinopteri; Cypriniformes; Catostomidae. Bases 254 to 5653 code for a protein of 1799 amino acids. The record is from RefSeq and is a predicted model, not a curated record. Gene Ontology annotation, biological process: regulation of transcription by RNA polymerase II.